This is a messenger RNA of Entamoeba invadens IP1, 1419 nucleotides long. Its product is annotated as calpain, putative. Gene Ontology annotation, cellular component: cytoplasm. The coding region runs from base 1 to 1419 and encodes 472 amino acids. Lineage: Eukaryota; Evosea; Mastigamoebida; Endamoebidae. Gene Ontology annotation, biological process: proteolysis. Gene Ontology annotation, molecular function: calcium-dependent cysteine-type endopeptidase activity. The record is from RefSeq and is a predicted model, not a curated record. The transcript has 2 exons.
AUGUUCACAGACACUUCAUUCCCUGCAGACCUCCGCAUGAUCGGACAAAUCGAUAGCCCAAUUCCUUCUAAUCUCACUUUCCUAAGGGCAGAGGAGUUCUUGGAUAAAGUGAAAUUGUAUGAAGGGGGUAUCGAGGCCACAGACAUUCAACAAGGGAUGUUAGGCGACUGCUAUUUUUUGGCAUCACUUGCUUCACUAGCGGAGUUUCCGAAGAGAAUUGAGCGCCUCAUCCGUUCGCUUGGGAACUGUAAGUAUGAAGUGACGUACUAUUACAUGGGCAAGAAGCAAGUCAUUGAAAUUGAUGACUUAAUACCAUGCAGUGAAAAGAAGCCGAUAUUCAGUCAUAACAAUGGGAACGAGUUAUGGGUGAUAUUACUUGAAAAGGCGUAUGCCAAAGUAGUUGGGAAUUAUGGUUUGAUCGAAGGAGGGAUCCCAUUCCUCUCAUUAAGUGAUUUAACAGGGAUGCCUGUGAAGAGAAUUACCACUAAAAACAUUGAUCCAGAGAAGUUAUUCAAAAAGAUAGCGUCGUAUGAUAAGAAGAAGUAUUGUAUGGUUGCCAAUGUACCAGACGUUCCAGGUGUUGACUUAGAGAAAGAAUGGGGACUUGUAGAGAAUCACGCAUAUACAGUCAUUGGAGCGUAUCAGACUGGUGGACAGAAGUUACUUAAAAUCCGCAAUCCAUGGGGGUGCUGUGAGUGGAAAGGGAAGUGGAGAGAUGAUGACCCCGCUUGGACCUUUUUAAUGAAGAAGGAGCUUGGUGUAGUCAAAGCUGAUGAUGGGAUUUACUUUAUGGACGUUGCAGACUUUGUUAGAUUCUUUGAUGAGAUGACGGUGGUGUAUUACAAAGAGGCGUGGGACGAGUUUAAUAGUAUAGACGUCAAUAUGACAGACAAACAGAUGGAAAUCAAUGUUGAACUGAAAGGAGAUGCUAUUGUCUCAUUGUCACAACAACGAACUGAUGACAAAAUAGCUUUAAGGAUGUGGGCGAUAGAUUCUAAAGGAUUGCCAGUUGGUGGAGAGACGGAAGAGACGUUUGUUAUUGCGUCUAAUAUUGCAGGGAAAAAGAUGAAAGUGAAGGAAGGGAACUAUCGAAUCAUAGUCGAAACACAUCAAAGUUGCGUCUCCAGUUUACCAUACAAACUGACACUUUCUAUUAGAAGUUCUAAUGAAAUCACUUUCGGAGAGGUCAAAGCUAUUCCUCAAAACGAAAAAAUGUCGUACUGCACUACUAAGCAAGCGAAAGACGCAGAUAAAUGUAAGGCUUGUGGAUUACCACUACCAGCUAAGGGGAUAGCAAAAACUAAAAUCGGGUCGUUCCAUUUGAAAUGUUUCAAGUGCGACGUCUGUGGCGCACAGCUUGGAGGAAAAUUUGGAUUAAAAGGAACUAAGAAACUCUGUCCAAAUUGUGUGAACAAAUAA